AUGCGAAGGUCAGUCCCUUCCCGUCAAUCCUCACAGAAACUGAAGGACAAUCAGUCUUUCUAUGAAGGUGAUGUUGACAAAUUCCAGAAUGGUUCCAUCAUGUCUAUUAAGCUCAAAGAUUUCAUGACUUUCGAAAAAAUCACUAUUCAGCCAGGUGCUGGUCUUAACUUAAUCAUUGGUCCAAAUGGUUCAGGUAAGUCCACAAUUGUAUGUGCAGUUGGUCUCGGACUUGCAUCUUCACCAUCAAUUCUUGCAAGAACAUCAAAGUUGUCUGGCUUCAUUCGCCACGGGUGUUCAAUAGCAUCAAUCAAAAUUUUACUUAAAGCAGAUGUUCCUUUUUGGGUUAACCGCCGAAUUAAAACAGAUAAUUCCUCAAAAUGGCGAAUAAAGAACAUAAACGGCAAAUGGAAAGACUCUUCAGCCGGUGAAGUAUCUCAACGUGUAUCUGCAUUACAUAUACAACUUGACAAUUUAUGCAUGUUUUUACCUCAAGAGAGAGUUAAAGAAUUUGCAACGUUAAAGCCACCUCAGCUUCUUACGGCAACAGAGCAAGCCAUCAAUCAGGAAGUUUACGACACUCAUCAAGCUCUUUUGAAAGAUUUUCAACGACAUUCUGAGAUGUCUCAAAAAAUUAAUGACUUAAAUACAAAUAUUACAACAUAUCAAUCUCGUUGUCAGCAAUUAAGGGUCGAAGUCGACAGACUGGCCCAAAGAGACGAUUGCCAGAAGCAAAUUGAAAAAUACGAAAAAGCUAUACCGUGGGCUGAACAUCGUGCAGCCAAAAUAGAAUAUGCGCAAUGCAAGAACGAUUUACAAGUAGCUCUUACCAAUUACGAUCAAAUUGCCCAGAAUAUCCGACCAUUAUCCGAGAAAAAGGACCAAAUACAGCAAAAAGUGAAGAAGAACAACGACGAUCUUGGCCGUGAAACCAAUCUCUGCCAUAACCUCAAAUCAGAAGUCCUCCAAAUGAGUAAUCAGAAAUUUGAAUACGAUAGAACGAUUUCUGAAUCGAAACAACAGCUUACAAGGGUGAAAGAGAACAUGGACCGAGUCAAGAAUGAUGUUGACCAGCUCACCAACGCUAUCCAGAUCGCUGAAUCCAAAAUCGAAGGAAUCGACCAAGAUAUCGAACCGUUACGUCAACAAAAGAGGGAACUCAUGCAACAACUGAACGAUGUCAAGCGUGCCAGUGCAGAAGCAGCCGGUCUUAUUGAGCCAAUUCGUAGAGAAAGAGGUCGAAAACAAAAAGACCUGGAAGAGAUCGAUAACGACCUCAGGAAGUACCAGAACCAAAAGAAACGUCUUCUGGAUCACAUAGCACAGAACUUAAGACGCCACGACGUCGUUGAAUUAUAUAAUUAUAUCGAAAGUCGCCGUAACACGUUCAAUGCCAAUGUUUACGGACCAAUAUGUGCGGAACUCAACUUUAAAGACGUCAAAUACUCCAAUAUCCUCCAUAUGGUUGUUGAAAAUCAUUAUUUAUUUGCAUUCCUGGCCGAAGACGAAAGCGACAGAGAUUCUAUCGAGAACUUCUGUCGGCAGAAGCAUUUCACUCGUAUUACCUUGCUUAGAGCUAGUGACAACUUCAAAUUAUCCCAACAACAGAAGAUGUCGCAACAAAACGCUCCACCAUCACUUGCAAGGGACGGAUUCCCUUCCUACGUGAUAGAUACAUUCGAUGCACCUCCAAUGGUCAAACAGAUGCUUAACUCCAUGGCUCAAUUAGACAAAGUUCCCAUUGGAGGACAUGAAACAGCAAGAAAAAGCAUCGGAAGACUCUGUGAAGAUGUUUUUCCACAAUACAACAUUAAUAGAUAUGUUCUUGAUAACGUUGUCUAUUACAUCAAGCGAUCAAAGUAUUCCGCCAAUGUUUCCACACUUAGUAUUUCUAUCAGACAAUCAAACAUUUGGAGAGAAGCAUCAGCAGGAGCAGAAAACAUCAAAAUGUUGCAAGCUAAAAAACAACAGAUAGAAGAAUCAAUGAAUAAACUUGCAGAAGAAGAAGCGAAGCAAAGACAAGAAGCAAACAGAUUCACAAGCCAAAUUGAAACACUUUCUAAUGAGAUCCAAGAUAUAAGUAAAAGAAUCAAAGAUCACGAAGGAAUCAAAGAGAAAGUUCGUCAACUGAAAAUGAAGAAAGAAAUCAAACAAAAAGAAUAUGAUGAACACCCAAGAAAAAUCGAACAACUCAAUCAAAAGAUUACAAAAGCUAUUGAUAACUUUUCAAAUCUUUUGAUUAAAAUCAAAACAAAACUUGUUGAUUUCAAUGUUCAUCGAAUUAAAUACGAUGUUUUGUCACAGAAACGAGAUAUUCUUCAAGCGGAAUUCGAUGAUUGCAACAUGGAAUUGCAGCGCGAGAGACAAAAAUACUCAGAAUUGGAAAGAAACAUCAAAGUUCUGAAAGAAAGACGUGAUAAUCUUCACAGGAAAGAACACCAACUUAAAGAGAUUGCAGAAGAAAAAUGUCCUCGUACACCAGAAAACAUCGCAAUGCUGUCAACACUUUCAUCUGAUGUAGAAUCAUUGAAAGACCAACUCGAACAGUUCAAAUCUCGUCUUGCAAGUUUCUCUUUCAUCAAUGAAGAAGCGAAACAAAGAUAUGAUGAUGCAGAAUCUAAAUUGAAUGAAGCAACAAAUAGUUUGAACAAAAUCUCUAAAGAUGCGAAUGAACUCUUGGAGAACUGCAACAUUCGUUUCAGCGAAUGGAAGCAGAAGAUGUCACUUGAUGUUAAGAAGAUGUCUGAAUCAUUCUCUAAGUUGAUGUCUACAUGCAAUUACAGAGGCGAAGUCAAACUCGGUUUCGAUGAUGCGAAUAAGAUCGACACAUACAAGUUAAACUUGUUAGUUGCAUUCAACAGAGAAAGUCCUCUUAACAUCCUCUCAUCAACACGACAGAGUGGUGGUGAGAAAAGUGUUACAACACUUAUGUUCCUCCUGGCACUUCAAGACUGCACUAAGUUCCCAUUCCGUGUUGUCGACGAGAUCAACCAAGGCAUGGACGAAACAAACGACAGGAACGCAUUCAAUCAGAUCAUGCAGUACACAAUGAGUCACAACCAGGAGAGUCAGUACAUCUUAGUCACACCAAAGUUGCUGCCUAACUUGGAAGAGUUGGCGGGAAUCACAGUUAUGGUUGUUAUGAACGGUCCUUACAUCGACGACAACUUGACGAAUCCAAUCACAUUCAUGACAUCCGCAGACGAAAAACAACUUCAACAGAGACAAUCUCAACAAAGUCAAAACGAACUUGAAUAA
Trichomonas vaginalis G3 is the source of this 3255-nucleotide messenger RNA. RefSeq names its product structural maintenance of chromosomes protein 5 family. The coding region runs from base 1 to 3255 and encodes 1084 amino acids. Gene Ontology annotation, cellular component: Smc5-Smc6 complex. Gene Ontology annotation, biological process: double-strand break repair via homologous recombination. The record is from RefSeq and is a predicted model, not a curated record. Gene Ontology annotation, molecular function: ATP binding; ATP hydrolysis activity. Lineage: Eukaryota; Parabasalia; Trichomonadida; Trichomonadidae. The transcript has a single exon.